Molecule: messenger RNA, 678 nt
Organism: Stegodyphus dumicola
Lineage: Eukaryota; Metazoa; Arthropoda; Arachnida; Araneae; Eresidae
Product: meiosis 1 arrest protein-like
Biological process (GO): meiosis I; spermatogenesis; male meiosis chromosome separation
Source: RefSeq, a predicted model, not a curated record
AUUUAAAUCUCAAAUAAAAACGUCAUUUAUUUUAGCUCCCACACGAUGUUGGAAAUUGGAUUGGGAUGAACUUGAGCAAAACCAGAAAAGAUUCUCAUCUGUCAUUCGAUAUCUUCAAGAGCAAGAUUCAGUUUUAUUAGCAAAAAAGCAUGCACCACACACCACACCCGCAGAGAAAACUUUGCCAACCGGAUUUUUUGUUUUUUUUCCCGCUAGAGAGGCUUUGCUAAUUAAGUCCAUAGCCGUCAAUGAACUUUUACUUCCUUUCAGCGAAAUUCCAGGAAAGGAAACACCAAAUGGUACAGAACAGGAAAUAAGAGAAUGCCUCGAAAGUCUAGAGCAAAAGGACAUUUACAACCCGCUUUCUGUAACAUGCGGACUGUAUUCUUACUUAUCAUCAACAAUAUCAAGAAGUAAAGCCCGACCGAAUACUAGUUUCGUGGUGCCCAUCAUGACUGGAAAUACGGAAAAAAGUAAUACUAAGAAGAAGAAAUGCUCCAUUGCGCCUGUGGCAGAAGUAGUUUCUACAAAAGGUAUAGGAACAUUAUAUGGAAAUGACUUUCUUGCAGCUUCAGAAUUAAUAAAGAAAAGAUUUAAGAGUUUUCCUGAUCAAUUUGAAUGACAGCUGAAUUGUAUUUAAAUGAUUUUCCAAAUUAAUUAAAGAUUUCUUUAUAUGCA